AUGGACGAGGGAGAGACGCUUCCGCUGCUCAGCGCCACCGCCACCGCCGCGCGCGCGUCGCGCGAUGCCGACGGCGCGCCGAUACGCUCCGCGGGCCUCGCGUCGUGCUCGGGCCGCGGAUCCACCAAGAAAAAAACGUCGCGAUGGCUCGCGACGCUCGGCGCGGCCUCGCUCGGCGCGCUGCUCCUCGCCGGCGCCGCGGUGGGCCGCGGUGGGCUCGACGGCAACCUGCACUUCACCUCCCUGGGCGAGGCGGCCAGGGGCGCGGCGCGCGCGAGGCGGCACGAGGGCCGCGGCGGCGGCGCGGCGCACGCGUCCCGCGCGCGCGCGGCCUCGAGCGGCCUCGGCGACACCACCCUCGAGCCCCGGGGCAUCGGGCAGAUGCCGCGAGCGGAACCGAUCCGGCCGCCGCAGGAGCGCGCCGCGGACCGUCAGCGCGCGCGCCGCGAGGAGCGCAGGCGCGCGCGCUCCGCCGAGCGCGAAGCCGCAGCCGGCGUCGGCCGUCGCGCGGGAGACGGUCCCACGCCGGACGACGCGAGCGGCACAGCCGGCGAUGACGAAACCGUCACAACGCCCUCGUUCGUCUCGGGCGACGAUCCGUCCGCGCCGUCGUCGUACGAGACCCGCAAGGUCCUCGACCCGCUCGCGUGGAGGAUGAACAUCGAGUCGGAGAUCGCGGUCGCCGCGGAGAAGGCGGCGCGGGCAGCCGCCGGGGCUGAACUCGUCGACCCACCGAUCCCGCUUUCCGCCCCGAUGCACGCGGCGAAUAGGUUCGCGUGGAAGCCCAAGCUCGGGGUGGAUUUCGUCGACGCCGACGAACUCGCCGCGAGGGACGCGCUUGGCGCCAACGAACGCGCUCUCACGAACGGCGGCGCCGACGUGGACGUCGUGGACUACGCGCGGUCGCACGAGGCAAUCGUGGAGUUCGAGGAGGAGGAACGAGAACGACGGCGCCGUGACAGGACGUCGUACGCCGAUUGGCUCAAAUCGGAAGACGGGAUCAAGGCGGUGACGACGCUGAUCCCGUUCCCGGACUUUGUCGCCGAGCGCGCGGAGGUGCCCGGUCUCGUGGACCACGUCAACGAUUUCGCGAGCCACAACGGUCAGCAGCUCGGGUUCCCCGACCCCGAGAAGAAAAAGCGAGGCACAUCGGAUGGUUUCGACGAGGAGGAACAGAUGGAGUUUGGCCUCACGAACUUGCUCCGCAGGGACGACGACGUUCGCAUCCCGAUCGACGACUUGGACCUGCGAUGGGUCACGUACGCCACGCACGAGUACUGGCCGAUGGUCAAGACGUUGGUGCACUCGAUGGAGCGCAACGCGCCGGACACGCUGCUCAGGCUGACGGUGAUGCUCACCGACGAGGACGACCUAACGGAGUGCCGACGGCUCUCCAAGGCGCAGCGCGUCGGCCCGUUUUCCUGCUUCCUGGACUACGACGUCCUCAACAUCAUGCGGCGGGAGGAACGGAUGUCCAACGACGAGCGAUACAACCGCGACACGGACGAUAUCCUCCGGUCCAUGUACGAGCAGAUGGCGGAGGGUUGGGGCGCCUCCGCAUCCGUCAGCGCGGGUCUCGGCGGCAUGGGAUCGCGGGACGGCGGCAAGGAUCGCGGCGGCGGCGGCGACGACGACCUCGCGACGCUCGGCGCCGACGGGCGGAUCACUCCGCACGCCGCGGACAUGCUCCGCGCCAUGAAUCGUACCCAGCUCGUCGACGCAAUCGUCGAUCUUCAGAGCCGGCACAAUUCGCGGGUGCAAAUGCGCCAUGACGGCACCGCCGAGAUCGACGAAAAGCCGGCGUACGUGCGCGAUUGGGUGGACGACGUCACCGACCUCGGGUUCAUCGCCAUCCCCGCGGAGCUCGCGGACGAGUUUGAGACGCGCCAGAAGAAGCCGGAGGAACCUUCCGAGACUCUUUCCGAGACUCCCUCGGACGUCGACCCAAUCGCCGACCCAAUCGCCGACGCCGACGCCGACGUCGCGCGGGUCGGGCUUUCGAAGAGAUCCAAGUCUUUCGCCGCGCCGCCCGGCCCGAAAAGGAGGGUUCGCCUACUGAAGAACAACGCCCUCGGGUUCGUCGAGCUCCCGAAGCCGACGAAGCCGGCGAAGGGCGAGACGAAAAACGCGAAAGCCGCGAUUCGUCGCGACGACGUCACGCCCUUGGGUUUCCUCAAGGCGUCCCGCGCCUCCGGUCGCGACGCGCGCUUCGACGCGCCCGAGGGCGAGGACGCGCUCUUGGGCGGCGAUCCGGACGCGGUCACCGAGCUCGGCUUCCUCAGGCGCCCCGGCGGCGACGUACCCGACGUGGGCAAGAAGAAGGGCCCGGGUGUCGACCUCGAUAAGGUCGCGAGCAGGAAGAUGAACGAACAGCGACAGCGCGCGUUACGCGUCAUUUCGAAGUGGCGCAAGGUUCACGCGCUCUACAGCCUCACCAAGGGUGGCUACGGCACCGUGUUCAUCGACGCCGCGUCCGUGAUGAUCCGCGAUCCGACGCUGCUCAUCAAGGAGGAGAUGAAGCACAAUUCGCUGGUGACGCUGUCCGACUUUGGGGGCGAGAAGGAUCAGGGCCUGCUUAACACGGGGUUACUCGCCGCGGCGCCGGGGAAGCAGACCUGGGACCUUCUCGAGGAUUGGAUCAGGACGGAGCUUUACGGGCAAGCGGACGAGCAGGAGCACCUCGUGUACGAGAUUGCGCCCAGGGCGAAGGAAGAGGGCAAGAAGAUCCACGGAAUGCCCCACCAGAUGUUCCCGUCCUAUCUCACCUUCUACAAGGGCAGGCUCGAGAACAUCAGGACCAAGCACGGCGACUACGCAAAGUACGGAGACACCGCGGUCGUUCAUGCCGGGUACUGCGGCACGGUGGCUGGUAAGAAGGCGUUCCUCGACAGGGUCAACAAGAUGGACCGGCUCGAGAUGUUUUCCAGGCACUUUGGCAGCAACCACGGAAACUGGUACAACCAGCACAUGAAGUACAAGGAGACCGACGCCGAGCGCGACGGGUGCGACGUGCACGGUAGGGAUAAGUUCAGGACGUGCGGUAAGGCGCCGUGGGACUCCCCGUGCGACGAGGUGUGGGCCGACGACGCCGACGACCUCCCCGAGCUUCCCUUACCGCCAUACGCCGAAGCCGCCGUAAGUGAGGCAACGCGGAAAGCCAUCACCGUGCGGGAGGCGUCGGACAUCGAGACGACGGUGAUGGGCAUCAGCGACGUCCGCAAGGCGUCCGGCACCGCGCAGAUCGCCUGAGACUGCGGUAGACUAAACGCGUCGAACGUGUGUAUUAAUAAUAGUCCCAUCGUGAUUGCUAA
Molecule: messenger RNA, 3311 nt
Organism: Micromonas commoda
Lineage: Eukaryota; Viridiplantae; Chlorophyta; Mamiellophyceae; Mamiellales; Mamiellaceae
Exons: 1
Coding region: 1-3249 (1082 amino acids)
Source: RefSeq, a predicted model, not a curated record